This is a messenger RNA of Python bivittatus (Burmese python), 936 nucleotides long. Its product is annotated as olfactory receptor 8S1-like. Gene Ontology annotation, molecular function: olfactory receptor activity; G protein-coupled receptor activity. Lineage: Eukaryota; Metazoa; Chordata; Lepidosauria; Squamata; Pythonidae. Gene Ontology annotation, cellular component: membrane. The record is from RefSeq and is a predicted model, not a curated record. Gene Ontology annotation, biological process: G protein-coupled receptor signaling pathway.
AUGGAAAAUCAAACUAUAGUAACAGAGUUUAUUCUCUUGGGACUAUCCAGUGAUCCACAAAUACAGGUUUUUCUCUUCUUGCUGUUUCUAAUAAUAUAUGUUGCUACACUAUUUGGGAAUGCACUGAUCAUGCUGGUGGUAAGAACUGAUCCCACUCUUCAUACCCCCAUGUUCUUCCUUCUCAGUCACUUAGCCUUUCUUGAUAUCUGCUAUUCAUCUGUUACUCUCCCCAAAAUGCUAAAAAGCCUCAUAACAAAGCAGAAAACAAUUUCCCAGGAAGGCUGCAUAGCACAGAUUUUCUUUUUUUUCCAGGCUGCUUGUGCUGAAGUAUUUAUUCUCUCAGCUAUGGCUUACGACCGGUAUAUUGCUAUUUGUGAUCCAUUGCAUUACAUAUCGAUCAUGAGGAAAGAAAUCUGCAGACAGCUGUUAGGUGGAGCUUGGGCUAUGGGUUUCUUGUAUGGUGUAAUGAAUUCACUCCCUUUGGUGAAAUUGCAUUUUUGCAGGAACAAUGAAAUCAGCCAUUAUAGCUGUGAAAUACCUUCCCUUUUGCUGUUGUCUUGUGAUGAGACAUUUUCCAAUUACAUCAUACUUCUUGCCUCAAGUUUUCUCUUUGGCUUUGCCUCCUUCCUCCUCACCUUUGUUUCCUACAUUUAUAUUAUUGCCACCAUCUUGAAGAUUCGCUCAGCAGAAGGCAGAAGUAAAGCAUUUUCAACCUGCACUUCUCAUCUCAUUGUUGUAGCUUUAUUCUAUGUAACUGGUUACUUUCGAUAUCUCAGACCCAAUUCAUCUUCAUCAGUCAUUCUGGAUCACCUUUUUUCAAUCCAAUACAGCAUUUCUACACCCAUGUUAAACCCAGUUAUCUACAGCCUGAAAACCAAGGAGGUGAAGGAAGCCAUUAAGAAACUAAUGAAUCAAAAAUUUGGAUACCCACAUUAA